AUGAACUCGUUUCUGGAAUAUACUAUUUGUAACCGACCGGGAGCAGGCACAUAUUCCACACCAAAAUCCGGAUACCACUCUCAUCCACACCACCACCACCACCACCAUCAGGGGUUCCCGGUCACCAGCGGUGCGUUCCAUUUGGGGCCUAAUGGCUCCUCAACGACGAUUAACGGGCCAUCUGACGAGGACACCGGCGGCGCAAACUUCACCAGCGACGUGCGACUGUACGCGGGCCCGGGCGCAGUCGGUGGAGGAGCGCCUGAGAGUUCCGGAGUCACCGCGGGUCACCAUUCCCAUUCCCAUAACAGCUAUCAUCAUCCGCAUUUGCACCAAGCGCAGACGAUGCCAAACGCAAUGGGACUGUCACAGUACAACACCACGGGAAACGUUGGGAAUAACGGCGCAUAUGUGGCGGUGCAGAAUUGCGCCAACAACGCGGACUACACGGGGGCCUCGGGACACGUGAACACAACGCACUCCAGCGGGGUCCAUUCUCAGUAUUUCAUCGAUGAUUCAUCGAUGUCGGCCACCUACUAUCAUCAAUCAACGUUCGCCAGCACGACACCCAGCCAGGCUCCCAGCUACGGGGCACUUGCCGGGGCAUACUGCGGUGGGCCCCAGGGAAACCUGCCCGCGGCCCAGUACCCACAGCACCUCGGCGGGAGCGUGGAGGGCCCCGGAUACGUGGGUCUUCCUCACGGGGGUGGCUACGCUGACCUGACCGUCUCCCUGCAGGAGAGAGAGAGGGUGGACGAGGAGAACCAGGCCGCGCAGGGGAAGACCUUCGACUGGAUGAAGGUGAAGCGGAACCCGCCUAAAACAGUCAAAGCGUCAGACUAUGGCCUCGCGGCUGCCCACAACGUCAUCCGAACCAACUUCUCCACCAAGCAGCUGACGGAGCUGGAGAAGGAGUUCCACUUCAGCAAGUACCUCACGCGGGCUCGGCGCGUGGAGAUCGCCGCCACGCUGGACCUCAACGAGACGCAGGUGAAGAUCUGGUUCCAGAACCGGCGCAUGAAGCAGAAGAAGCGGGAACGAGAGGGCGGCCUCGGGCCCGCCUCCUUGUUAAGUGGCCCCGGUUCCAAUAAGGAGCAAGAGGACACCCAUUCGGAUAACUCCGCGUCUACGUCCCCUGGUGCGUCGCCAUGCUCGGAGACGUCGUAACGGACGCACGGCCCCUGUAUGCCCCAUGUGCCCAAAACCGACC
Gadus chalcogrammus (walleye pollock) is the source of this 1210-nucleotide messenger RNA. RefSeq names its product homeobox B1a (gene hoxb1a). Bases 1 to 1167 code for a protein of 388 amino acids. Gene Ontology annotation, biological process: regulation of transcription by RNA polymerase II. The transcript has 2 exons. Gene Ontology annotation, cellular component: nucleus. Gene Ontology annotation, molecular function: RNA polymerase II cis-regulatory region sequence-specific DNA binding; DNA-binding transcription factor activity, RNA polymerase II-specific. Lineage: Eukaryota; Metazoa; Chordata; Actinopteri; Gadiformes; Gadidae. The record is from RefSeq and is a predicted model, not a curated record.